AUGAACUGCGUCAGUGCUGACCACACCGCAGCCUCUUCGCAAAACAACAUGAACUGGCCACCACAAUCCCCCCUCGACGCUCUCCUCAGCUCUCCCAAAGGUCAGAAACGCUGGCAGGAACACAGAGACCGCAUGAGCCAAGAACGCGACCGUGACAUCUCUCCUUCUCCUCGCAAACAACCGCUUUCGUCCAGCCGGGCCCUCCAAGACGUCAUCAUGUCCGACAACGACGACUGUGACGACGAUGAGGAAAUCCUCCAACUUCAACUUCAAGCUAUCCAAGCAAAGCUCAGAUUGAAGAAGCUGCAAAAACAAAAGUCGUCGCAGAACACACACAAUGACGAUUCACGACCGAGUUCGGAGAAUUCAGACUCGCCGCGGAAGAGACAGAAGACGCACUCCGCUGCCUUAGAUGCUGCCGUCCAAGUUAGUGUAUCACCCAUCAAGAGCCACAUGCCACCCCCCGCAGCGCCUGAACCAAUAUCACCAGCCCGCGUGCGUCUCGGCAUCGACAAGGGCCUCAAGGCCUCAGACGUCUCGUUGAAAAGAGCUAGGAAUGGUUCGACCCUGGCAAGCAAGAGUACGCAAAGAACAACACUACCUGCUGAAAUUGAACGACCGAAGCAAAGUUUCAGCGACCGCAUCGCUGCCAACCGUCUGUCGGCGGAGGAACAACAAGCUAAACACGCAAGGAUCGAGAGGAACAGGUCACAAGGCUUUGGACUUGCCGCACAAGGCCGCUCCUUCCGUCCCACUGUAGGCUUCUCCCACGACGACACUCCCACAUCCACCGAGCCUGCCACAGACAGCUCUUGUUUCGAAAGCUUCUCAUCGCUUCAUCUCUCCAAGCGAUUGCUGCCGCACACCACUCUGGCUCGAGCUUUGGACGGGAAAGAAAUCUACACCCUACCUCGCCUGUUGAAAGAGAUCAAAGCACCGAUAUACGAGCCCCCGGAUUGUGAGACAGACUUUGUUGUUUUGGCUAUCAUUGCUGCCAAGUCCACUCCUUACGACACUCGCCCGAAACACAAGCAAACUUCGUCUGUCGAGGAUGACAAUGCUGGUCCGACGAAGUUCAUGGUCAUGACAUUGACUGAUCUGAAGUGGGAAGUCGACUUGUUUCUCUUCGAUACAGCCUUCGAAGCUUUCUGGAAGAUGACGCCUGGAACAGUUGUUGCCAUGCUGAAUCCGACAAUCAUGCCUCCCAAGACGAAUCAACACUCGGGCAAGUUCAGUCUCAAGCUUGCUAGUUCCGAAGAUUCUGUCAUGGAGAUCGGCUCUGCCAGAGAUCUUGGCUUCUGCACGUCGUUGAAGAAGAACGGUCAAGAAUGCCACUCCUGGGUCAACACACGCAAGACUAAACACUGCGAUUUCCACCUCGAGAUGGCCAUCAACAAGACGCGAUCAGCACGUAUGGAGGUCAACACCAUGUAUCGUCCCAACAGUGAACGGGAUGCUGAAAGCCACGAGCGAUACUAUAUGGUUCCUGGCUCACGUACCGCUGCUUCCCUUCUUGACGCAGAUGACUUGGGAAAGGCAGAUGCCAUGCGCCGCCGCCUGAAAGAUAAAGAGAAGGAUCGUCUACUUGCUGAGAAGCUGGGACAGCUGGGCAAUGGCAUUGGAGCAGAGUACUUGAGACAGACGACCGGUGCCAUCAAUGCCGCCAAGAAUACAGCUCUGGAUAACUCCAACGAAGAUGCGCCUCUGUACAAACCCUCCGCUGCCGAGCUUGGUCUGGUCAACAAGGACGCUUCCAAAGUCCGCCUCAGCCCAGCCAAGAACCGACGGAAACUUUUCUCUAUUCUUCCAGGUGGCACAAAAAGUACAGCCGCAGGUCCCGAAGCUAUGGGCUGGGGAGGAUAUGCGAAAAGAGGCUUGGGUGAAUCGUCUCGUCCACGCAACCUCGGUCCAGAAAAGGGACAGACGAAGAUCACUGGCACCAGUGCUAGUGCUGGGGAGAAGAGUCCGAAGAAAGCUAGGUUUCAGCUGGCGAAAGGCAUCAGAGAGCCGGGGAGGGAUAGCCUGGGUGGCGAAGGCACGGUGCCUCUUGAUGAUAGUAGCGAUGAUUUGGAGAUCAUCUAA
This is a messenger RNA of Aureobasidium namibiae CBS 147.97, 2082 nucleotides long. RefSeq lists its product as uncharacterized. Bases 1 to 2082 code for a protein of 693 amino acids. Gene Ontology annotation, molecular function: DNA replication origin binding; single-stranded DNA binding. Gene Ontology annotation, biological process: DNA replication initiation; DNA replication. Gene Ontology annotation, cellular component: nucleus; replication fork protection complex. The transcript has 4 exons. The record is from RefSeq and is a predicted model, not a curated record. Lineage: Eukaryota; Fungi; Ascomycota; Dothideomycetes; Dothideales; Saccotheciaceae.